AUGACACAGGAAACCAGCAGUGAAAAAAAAACCGAAUUAGAAUCUCAACCUAGAUCCCUUAAGAGAUCAAACAGUCAUUUGGACAUCAAGGGUGUAGCUCAAAUUAAGAGACAAUAUAUAAUUGAAAAUGUCAUUCGUCCAGCGAUUGAUGAUGAUGAGAUGGAAGGAAAUGUCAACAAUAAUCCUAAAUAUGAAAGCUUAUCGAAAAGAGGACAAAAUAAGAAUAGAGAUUUACGUCAACCACAUGAAACUAUUAGAUUGUGUUCAAGUUUAAUUGAUCCAGACAAUUUAAAUAGAAAGUGUAAAUUUGGUGCAGAAAAUUGUAGAAAUACUCAUGAUAUUGAUUUUUAUUUAAAAUCUAAAGAAAAGGAAAUUGAGGGAGCCUGUCCAGUUUUUGAAGCCAUUGGAUAUUGUCCAGCCGGAUUGAAAUGUCGUUGGCUAUCAAGUCAUUUUAAUUUUGAGACUAAAACAUUAGUUAAAGAUUUAGAAAAAUAUGAGAAAACAUCUAAAACAGAUAAGGAAAUCAAUUGUCUUGAAGGCGAAAUUAAAUACAAAUUACAAAAAAAAAACUAUAAAUUUGAAAAAUCAGAACAAUUUAUCCCAUAUUUGAAUAUUUUAACCAAGAAUAAUAAUAUAAUUAAUAAAACCACUAAAGAAGAUAAGGAAAAAAACAAAAACAAGAAAAUAGACAAGGAAAAUGAAAAUAAUGAAAAUGAAAAUAAAGACGAGAAAAAUGAAAAUAAUGAAAAUGAAAAUGAAAAGGCUGAAAACACCAAACAAAAGUAUUAUGAAUAUGUUGAACCACCAUUUUUACCAUGUGAAAAAAAAAAAUUAGAUUAUAACAAUAAGAAAAUCUUAUCGCCACUUACAACUGUCGGAAAUUUACCCUUUAGAAGAUUAUUGAAAAAGCUUUAUGAUGUAGAUAUUACAUAUUCCGAAAUGGCGUUAGCAUUGCCAUUAAUUCAAGGGUCUAAUAGUGAGUGGGCAUUACCAAAAGCACAUAUUUCGGAAUAUCCUGGGUUUGGGGUUCAAAUAGCUACAGCUAAACACUGGGAAGCAUGUAAGGCUAGUGAAGCUAUAUCUAAAUUAUUGACGUCUGUUUCUGAGAUUAAUUUAAAUUGUGGGUGUCCAAUUGAUUUGUUAUAUAGAGCAGGAGCUGGGUCUGCGUUGAUGGAUCAACCGUCAAGAUUGAUUAGAAUUUUAAAAGGAAUGAAUGCAUGUUCAGAUGAAAUUCCCAUUACAGUUAAGAUUCGAAUGGGAGUUCGAGACAAUAAGCCAACUGCCAUACCAUUGGUUAAAAGAUUGAUUAACGAGACAGAUGUCAAAGUGAUUACAUUGCAUGGUAGAUCAAGACAACAAAGAUAUACUAAAGAAAGUAAUUGGGAUUAUAUUGCAGAAGUUGGUAAAGUUGUUGAGGAAAUGAAUUUAGCUAAGAUGGAAGAUAAAGAGUUGAGAGAUGAUAGUAAAGUGUUUUUUGUUGGAAAUGGGGAUGUAUAUAAUUAUGAGGAUUAUUAUAAUAAUCAGGCAAGAGAAGGAGUUGAUAGCGUUAUGAUUGCUAGAGGAGGGUUGAUUAAGCCCUGGAUAUUUGAGGAAAUCGAUAAAAGGCAACAUAUUGAUAAGAGUAGUUCUGAAAGAUUAGAGAUAUUAAAAGAGUAUUCCAAGUUGGCGUUAGAACAUUGGGGCAGUGAUGAAUAUGGAGUUGGAUUAAGUAGAAGGUUUUUAUGUGAAUUCAUUUCAUUUUUUCAUCGAUAUAUUCCAGUUGGAAUAUUGGAGAGGUUGCCAAGUAAAUUGAAUGAAAGACCACCAAAUUGGAGAGGAAGAGAUGAGAUGGAGACGUUAUUGGGCUCAUCAGAUUAUAAAGAUUGGAUCAAGAUAAGUGAGAUGUUUUUAGGGCCAGCAAAUAAGGAUUUUCAAUUUCAGCCAAAACAUAAAAGUAGUGCGUAUGAUACUAAAGAAUAAAUUUAUGAGUUGUUUUUUUUUGUUUUCUU
Messenger RNA from Ascoidea rubescens DSM 1968, 1988 nucleotides. RefSeq names its product tRNA dihydrouridine synthase DUS3 (gene DUS3). The coding region runs from base 1 to 1959 and encodes 652 amino acids. Gene Ontology annotation, biological process: tRNA processing. The record is from RefSeq and is a predicted model, not a curated record. The transcript is spliced from 2 exons. Gene Ontology annotation, molecular function: tRNA dihydrouridine synthase activity; flavin adenine dinucleotide binding; RNA binding. Lineage: Eukaryota; Fungi; Ascomycota; Saccharomycetes; Ascoideales; Ascoideaceae.